GAAUUUGAUGAUUGUCAACAACAACAGCAACAACAAAAAGAUACUCGGUCAUCCAAACAAAAAUCAAUGAAUGUCAUUAACCCAUCUAACAUACUUGUAGCAGCAAUACAAAAACAGCCUCAUCAUCAUCAUCAUCAUCAAGAACAGAAUAAUCAAUGUUUGGCCAAUAAAACACUAAAAUCAAAUGAAAGUUUUCAAAAUUGUAUAAACUGUACAAAUAACAAUAAUAAAAAUAAUAAUAAUCAUCCAACAACAAUUAAAUUAGCAAUACGACGAUCUCAGCAAUUGAAAUUGCCAUCAACAACAACAACCACCGAGAAGGAGAAGCAAAAUAAUUUGUCGAAUUUUUUACGAAAUAAACAAUCAAGAAUCGAUAAUAAUAAUGACGUUGAUGAUGUUGUUGACGCAAAUUCUUUGAUUAAUGGCAGCAGCCAGCAUCAUCGUCAUCAUCAACGAAAAACUCGUGGAAAGAAUAUCGAUUUGAUGAUGAUGAUGACCAACAACAACAACAAUAACAACAACAACAACAUCAUCAACAACAACAACAACAUCAUUUCGAAUAGGAAAACAACAUCUGUCGACAUGAAUGAUUUCGAUAUACUCAAAGUUUUAGGAACUGGCGCCUAUGGAAAGGUAUUUUUAGUACGUAAAAUUGGUGGUGGUCCAGAUAAUGGAAAAUUAUAUGCAAUGAAAGUAUUGAAAAAAUCAUCGGUAAUGCAAAAACAGAAAACAUUGGAACAUACACGUACUGAACGACAGGUUCUUGAAGUGGUACGACGUAGACCAUUUUUUGUUUCAUUGCAUUAUGCAUUUCAAACAGCCACUAAAUUACAUCUUAUUCUUGAUUAUGUUAAUGGUGGUGAACUAUUCACACAUUUAUAUCAACGUGAUUAUUUCACCGAAGAUGCUGUACGUAUUUAUGCAGCCGAAUUAGUAUUAGCAUUGGAAAAUUUACACAAGCUUGGAAUUAUAUAUCGUGAUAUAAAAUUGGAAAAUAUUCUAUUAGAUCAUGAUGGACAUAUCGUAUUGGCCGAUUUUGGUCUUUGUAAACAAUUUCUACCUCAUGAAACUGAUCAACGUACACAUUCGUUUUGUGGAACAAUCGAAUAUAUGGCACCCGAAAUUGUUGGUGGUAAUGGACAUGAUUUUAGUGUUGAUUGGUGGUCAUUCGGUGUUUUAAUCUACGAACUACUUACUGGUGCAUCACCAUUCACCGUUGAUGGUGAACGUAAUACACAACAAGAGAUCUCAAAACGAAUUUUACGUUCACAACCACCGAUACCUAGCCAUUUAUCACCAGAAGUUCGUGAUCUAUUACAGAUGAUAUUGGUUAAAGAUCCGGAUAGACGAUUAGGUGGUGGUAAUCGUGAUGCCGAUGAGAUUAAAAGACAUCCAUUUUUUGUAUCAAUCGAUUGGAAAGCAUUAGCCGAACGACGUGUACCGGCACCAUUUCGUCCAAAUAUUCGUGAUGAAUUAGAUACAAGUAAUUUUGCUGAAGAAUUCACACGUCUUGUACCGAAUGUUUCAUUAUUGAUGGGCAAUGAUCCACCAACAACUCAAAAUAAACAUCAACAGAUUGCCGAUUCGAAUAAUAAUUGUGAUCCUAAUAGCGAGGAUGACGAUGAUGAUCAGGAUGAUCCAUUUGUUGACUAUUCAUAUAUAGCGCCAUCAUUAAUCAUUGAUCAAUCAUCAUCAUCACCAUCAUCAUCGUCGUCAUCAUUAUCAUCGAUUCGUCCACCGAUUUAUCGAUUACAAUCAUAUCAGCAACCAAAACAUCAUCAGCAACAAAUGUCUCAAACACAUCGUGUUCAUAGGCCUGAUAUCUGGAAACUAGUCAAUGAAUGUUCAGAUAUUAGUGGCCACAAUAAUGGCGAUAAACUGAAUGUAUCUAAAACAAAAAAUCAUGAAUUCUUUGAUCAUUAUGAAUUGGUGGGUCCUGGGCGCCGUAAACAAUCACAUCAACAACAACAAUUUUCAUCAUCAUCAACAAAUCAAUAUAAAGAUUUAGGUUGGCUAGGUGAUGGUAGCUAUUCAAUAUGUCAUCGAUGUCGUCAUCGUAAAACGGGUGAACAUUUUGCCGUGAAAAUUGUCUCUAGACAUUGGCGUCGUGAUUCAGAAACCGGAUUAUCAUAUGAUGCAGCAUUGAAUGAACGGUCAUUAUUGCAUGCAUGUCAAGGACAUGGAAACAUUGUACAAUUAAAUGAAGUAUUUCAAGAUGAUAAAUAUAUGUUUAUCGUUUUGGAAUUAUUACCUGGUGGUGAACUAUCAUCACGUAUUCGUCAAUCAACUAAUCGUCGUUUCAAUGAACGUCAAGCAUGGCUUGUAUUUCGUCAGCUUGUUUCCGCUGUACAAUAUCUACAUUCCCGUGGCAUUGUUCAUCGUGACCUGAAACCCGAGAAUGUCCUUUUCAAACAUACCGCCUCCGAAACAUUUGAUGAUGAUAAUGAUGAUGAGGCAGAAAUCAAAUUGGUUGAUUUUGGUUUUGCUCGAUUCAUACCCUCAUCUGGUUAUCGAAUGACAACACCAUGUUGUACAUUAAAUUAUGCUGCACCAGAGGUACUUUUUCAGGCUGUGAUACAAUCUCAGAAUUCAAUGAUUACAUCGAAACGAUCAUGGACAACUACACGUGGAUCAUUUGCUAAUCAUUUAUAUCGUGAUGGAUACGAUAAUAGCUGUGAUCUGUGGAGCCUUGGUGCUGUACUUUAUACGAUGCUCACUGGUCGCGUACCAUUUCAACAAUCAUAUCAUCAUUAUCAACAACAGCAGCACAGAAAUUCUUUGACACAAAAUUCAAAAAAAUCUACUGCUGUCAAUAAUUAUGCAUCAUAUAUAUUGGAACGAAUACUUUCUGGACAAGAAUUGAAUCAUAAUACAAUGUGGAUUAAUAGUCAGGUGAAAAUAUCCGCUCAAUGUAAAUCUGUGAUUAAUGGUCUAUUAACAAUCAAUCCAAAACAACGUUUAACUAUGCAACAAUUAUUGAAACAUCCAUGGAUUAAUGAAAUGAUUGUAAUGGAUCCUUCCAACAUGAGUCCAAGUUGCAAGACAAAUAAAUUCUCAAUAAACGAACAAAAAAAUAUGGCUUCUGCACAAACAAUGACAAUGAUGAUGAUGACUAACACAUCAAAGCAUGUUAGUGUUGAAUCAAUGGAAACAGCGCCAAUCAUAUCGACACAACAACAACAACAACAACAAUCACAAGGUCAUUUAAAAAUGACAUUCAAAAAGAAAAAGACUACAACAACAGCAACGAGUUCAUCAUCAGGAUCUAUAAAUACCACAAAUUCAAUUAUCGAUUCCAAUUCAAUUGUUUUUACACAAAAAACUAAUAAUGAUAAUGAUGAUGAAUCUGCCGAAUUUGAAGUGAUUGAUUUUAGCAUCAAUUCUGGAUCAUCAUCAUCAUCAUCGACCUCAUCAUCAUCAUCAAGUCGACGUUAUGAUUCAGGAAUACAUUCAUUAUCAUCAUCAUCUACUGGAAAUGGUAUGAACAUUAGUGUUGGUAGUAGUGGUCAUCAAGCAUCAUCAUCAUCAUCGUCAUUAUCAUCAACAUAUUCAUCAUCAGCAUCCAUUUCAUCUAAUAAUAAUACAGUUCUAGCUGAUAAUAAUAAAGUUGAAGCAUUUCUAGCUACAUUAUCACCAUCAUCAUCAACGAAUUCGAUCAAGCGUUCAAAACGUCCACGAAAUAAUUGUAAUGAUGAUGAUGAUGAUGACCAUUCAUUUGGGUUAAUGGAUCGUAAUAAUAAUAAUGUUGAAUCAGAUAAUUCAGACAACGAUGAUCAACAAAAACCAUCAUCAACACCACCGAUAAGAAAAAAAAAAUCUAAUCAACUCUAA
This is a messenger RNA of Dermatophagoides farinae (American house dust mite), 3831 nucleotides long. Lineage: Eukaryota; Metazoa; Arthropoda; Arachnida; Sarcoptiformes; Pyroglyphidae. The record is from RefSeq and is a predicted model, not a curated record.